This is a messenger RNA of Papilio machaon (common yellow swallowtail), 771 nucleotides long. Its product is annotated as glycine cleavage system H protein. NCBI's taxonomy places the organism in Eukaryota, Metazoa, Arthropoda, Insecta, Lepidoptera, Papilionidae. Gene Ontology annotation, cellular component: glycine cleavage complex; cytoplasm; mitochondrion. Bases 114 to 581 code for a protein of 155 amino acids. The transcript has 5 exons. Gene Ontology annotation, biological process: glycine decarboxylation via glycine cleavage system; protein lipoylation. The record is from RefSeq and is a predicted model, not a curated record.
CUCUGAGCUACGGGUGGCGAGUCAUUAAGUCCGGGAGAUCGGAGCUUGUCGCACGACACACUUUUAAACAUAUCAAGAUUUUUACCAACCUCUAAGAGAAAAAAAAUAUAAACAUGACAAGUAGCAUAAUUCGUAUAGCAGCCAGAAUAACCAAAUGCCGGCCUAUCACUGCGUGCAGCCGAUACCAUCAGUACAGCACAGAAAAUAAAGCGAGAUAUUACACAAAGAAGCAUGAAUGGGUGGCUGUAAAUGGAGACAUUGGCACUGUCGGCAUUUCCCAAUAUGCACAGGAAGCAUUGGGCGAGGUGGUGUUUGUCCAACUGCCUGACGUAGGCAAGGAGGUGUCAGCGGGUGAGGAGUGCGGGGCGCUCGAGAGCGUUAAAGCUGCAAGUGAGAUAUUCUCGCCAAUAUCAGGAACUGUGACAGAAAAGAACGACAAAGCUGAAAGCACGCCAUCUUUGAUCAACAAGUCGUGUUACGAGGACGGCUGGCUAUUCCGUCUGAAGCUAGUAGGCACAGAAGAGUUAAAGAAAUUGAUGGAUCAGACGGCAUAUGACAAAUAUCUACAAGAAUCGCAUUGAUGAUAAUUCAUCUCGCAAAUAUUUCACUAAUAACUUUUAAUACAAAUUCAUACACUUGUUGCCAUCCCAGUCAUUUAAUGGCCCUUAGUGUGAAUUUUUUAUAUCAAAUUUACGUUAACGGCCAUAUUUAGUUAAUACCGUGUGUGCCUCAUUAGUGUUAUUUUUAUUUUAAAUCAAAGUACAAAAAUUA